This is a messenger RNA of Olea europaea var. sylvestris, 1970 nucleotides long. Its product is annotated as cellulose synthase A catalytic subunit 1 [UDP-forming]-like. Gene Ontology annotation, cellular component: plasma membrane; trans-Golgi network. NCBI's taxonomy places the organism in Eukaryota, Viridiplantae, Streptophyta, Magnoliopsida, Lamiales, Oleaceae. The record is from RefSeq and is a predicted model, not a curated record. Gene Ontology annotation, molecular function: cellulose synthase (UDP-forming) activity. The coding region runs from base 270 to 1955 and encodes 561 amino acids. The transcript has 9 exons. Gene Ontology annotation, biological process: plant-type primary cell wall biogenesis; cellulose biosynthetic process.
AAAUUUAUUAAAAUAAUCGCCUAAGAAAAUGAUGAAAAGACAGAGCCUGUAAUGAAAUUGAAGAAGAGGAAGAGAAAGAGAGAGAAAGAGAUUGCCAAUUGAGUGACCAUAAGAAUCAUACCAAUGCCCCUCCUUUUCUCACGCUCAAAUUUCCCUUAAUUUUUCUUUUUUGAAGAUUUUUGUUCAAUUAAGCUAAACCCACAUUAUAUAGUACAGAUCUGAUUCUAUACUGAUUAUAAUAUCAAUAACAGUGUUGGAAUUUAGAGAAAAUGGAGGCAAAUGCUGGAAUGGUGGCUGGAUCCUACAAGAGGAACGAGCUUGUUAGAAUUCGUCAUGACUCUGAUAGUGCGCCAAAGCCCUUGAAGAACUUGAAUGGUCAGGUAUGUCAGAUCUGUGGGGAUACCGUUGGACUGACUGCCAAUGGUGAUGUAUUUGUUGCUUGCAACGAAUGCGCUUUUCCAGUUUGCCGUUUAUGUUACGAGUAUGAACGAAAAGAUGGAAAUCAGUCAUGUCCCCAAUGCAAGACUAGAUACAAAAGACACAAGGGGAGUCCACGAGUUGAAGGUGAUGAUGAUGAGGAUGAUGUUGACGAUUUAGAAAAUGAAUUUAGUUAUUCUCAGGGAAAGAGCAAGGCUCGAUCCCAAUGGCAGGGAGACGAUAUUGAACUCUCUUCAUCUAGUAGACGCGAAUUACAGCAACCAAUCCCUCUUCUUACUAAUGGGCAGCUGGUGUCUGGGGAAGUUCCCAGCUCUAUACAAGACACUCAAUCUGUAAGAAGUACAUCAGGACCAUUGGGCCCUGUAGACCGGCAUGUUCACUCCCUUCCCUAUAUUGAUCCAAGGCAGCCUGUUCCUGUGAGAAUUGUGGACCCUUCAAAAGACUUGAAUUCUUAUGGACUUGGAAAUGUCGACUGGAAGGAGAGAGUGGAAGGUUGGAAACUAAAACAGGAGAAAAAUAUGGUGCAAGUGAACAACAGAUACAGUGAAGGGAAAGGAGAUAUUGAAGGCACAGGGUCAAAUGGAGAAGAAUUACAAAUGGCUGAUGAUGCUCGCCAACCCAUGAGUCGUGUUGUGCCUAUUUCUUCUACUCAUCUUACCCCGUAUCGUGUUGUAAUAGUUCUUCGGUUGAUAAUCUUGGGCUUCUUCUUGCAAUACCGUUGUACUCAUCCUGUAAAAGAUGCUUAUCCUUUGUGGCUGACAUCAGUUAUCUGUGAGGUUUGGUUUGCUCUUUCAUGGCUUCUGGAUCAGUUUCCAAAGUGGUACCCUGUCAAUCGUGAGACGUACUUGGACAGACUCGCAUUAAGAUAUGACAGGGAGGGUGAGCCAUCCCAGUUAGCCCCUGUCGACAUAUUUGUCAGUACAGUGGACCCCAUGAAAGAACCUCCUCUUAUUACUGCCAAUACCGUGCUGUCCAUCCUUUCUGUGGAUUACCCUGUCGACAAAGUCUCCUGUUACGUGUCAGAUGAUGGUUCAGCAAUGCUAACCUUUGAAGCCCUUUCUGAAACUGCAGAGUUUGCUAGGAAAUGGGUGCCUUUCUGCAAGAAGCACAGCAUUGAGCCAAGGGCCCCUGAAUUCUAUUUUGCUCAGAAGAUUGAUUACCUUAAGGACAAGAUUCAGCCUUCCUUUGUGAAAGAACGGCGAGCAAUGAAGAGAGAAUAUGAAGAGUUUAAGGUACGUAUCAAUGCGCUUGUUGCCAAGGCUCAAAAGAUGCCUGAAGAAGGAUGGACAAUGCAAGACGGAACCGCUUGGCCUGGAAACAACCCUCGUGAUCAUCCGGGAAUGAUCCAGGUUUUUCUAGGGCACAGUGGGGGUCUUGAUACAGAUGGAAAUGAGCUUCCUCGCCUGGUUUAUGUUUCUCGUGAGAAGCGUCCAGGAUUCCAACAUCACAAGAAAGCUGGAGCUAUGAAUGCAUUGGUAGGUUAUUGGUUGCCUAUCCCCAUUGUCAUUACUAUAUGAUAACACAAUUGUGAU